AGAGAGAGAGACGAAACAGUGGAGCCAAACAGAUACACAAUUCAGGAUUAGGGUUACUCUCUCUCCCAAACUCCGCCCAAUCUCUUCUCUCCGCCGCGCGCAACUGUAACCGUUACCUAUAUAUAUAUAUAUACACACUUGAUCUCACUCUCAUCGUCUUCGUUGUGUGUUUUCACGAGCUAAGAUGAGUGGUGUUCAAGUCACUUGUUGCAACGAUCGAACGAGAAUGUAUUGGACUCCGACGAUGGAACGAUUCUUCAUAGAUCUAAUGUUAGAGCAUUUGAACAGAGGAAACAGAACAGGUCACACUUUUACAAAGCAAGCUUGGAACGAGAUGCUUGGUGUAUUCAACUCCAAAUUCGGGUCUCAGUACGAUAAAGACGUGUUGAAAAGCCGGUAUACGAAUCUGUGGAAGCAGUAUAAUGAUGUCAAGAGUCUUCUUGAUCAUGGUGGUUUCGUUUUGGAUCAGACUCAUCAGACUGUUACUGGUGAUGAGAGUUUAUGGAGUUUGUAUCUUAAGGCUCAUCCUCAAGCACGGGUUUACAAGACGAAACCGGUUUUGAAUUAUAGUGAUUUGUGUUUGAUUUAUGGGUAUACGGUUGCAGAUGGGAGAUAUAGUAGGUCAAGUCAUGAUUUUGAGUUUGAAGAUGAGGUUAAUGGAGUCAACAUUGGUGAAAGUAGUGGCGGUGUUGUUCUUUCGAGUAAAAAAAGCUCGAAAACUGAGUGGACUCCGGUUAUGGACCAAUACUUUAUUGAGAUUAUGCUUGAUCAAAUCGGUAGAGGUAACAAGACUGGUAAUGCUUUCAGUAAACAAGCAUGGACGGACAUGCUUGCUUUGUUCAAUGUUAGAUUUAGUAGUCAUUAUGUGAAAAGAGUUUUAAGGCAACGGUACAACAAGUUGUUGAAAUACUACAAGGAUAUGGAAGCUAUUUUGAAAGAAGAUGGGUUUUCGUGGGAUGAAACUCGGCUAAUGAUAGCUGCUGAUGAUGCUGUUUGGGAUUCUUACAUCAAGGAGCACCCACUUGCUAAAACGUAUAGGAUGAAAUCUUUACCGAGCUACAAAGAUUUGGACACAAUAUUUGCUUGUCCAGAUGACCAAGGGACUAUACCCCAGCCAGACCAAGGCAAAGAUCUUAGAGAUGAUGGUUCGGCUGUCCAAACAAGUGGGACUAAGGCUAGCCAAGUGCAGAGUUCUGACCGCACAAGGACAUUUUGGACUCCUCCAAUGGAUUACUAUCUAAUUGACUUAUUAGUGGACCAAGUGAACAAUGGGAACAGAGUUGGGCAGACUUUUAUAACAAGUGCUUGGAAUGAAAUGAUUACAGCAUUCAAUGCCAAAUUCGGGUCUCAACACUGCAAAGACGUUCUGAAGAAUCGGUACAAACACUUAAGGAGGUUGUACAACGACAUAAAGUUUCUACUCGAGCAAAAUGGCUUCUCAUGGGAUACAAGGAGAGAUAUGGUGAUUGCAGAUGAUGGCAUUUGGAAUACCUAUAUACAGGCAUGCUACAUUCUUUUUAUUCUUUUAAAGAUACUAGUUAUAUGGUUAUGCUUACAAAUGAAGCAUGUGCAGGCACAUCCAGAAGCUAGAUCAUAUCGAGUUAAAACUAUUCCAAGCUAUCCAAAUCUUUGCUUCAUUUUUGGGAAGGAAACGUCAGAUGGGAGAUACACACGCUUGGCUCAAGCUUUUGAUCCCAGUCCGGCAGAAACUGCGCUGAUGAUCGAAAAUGGAAGCACAGAUGGAUUUAAAGAUACUCUGGGGGAAACUCACAGUUUUCAGAUGGUGGUUUAUGCUAGCAACGAGAAAAAUGAUUACCUCUGUAGCAAUACCGGUCCUCCUUGUAUUGAAUGGACACAGGUCAUGGACCACUGUCUUAUUGAUCUUAUGUUAGAGCAGGUGAAUAGAGGAAAUAAGAUUGGUGAGACAUUUACAGAGCAAGCUUGGGCUGACAUGGCAGAAUGCUUCAAUGCAAAGUUCGGAUUGCAGACUGACAUGUUCAUGCUGGAGAAUCGUUACAUAUUGAUGAUGAAAGAGCGUGACGAUAUCAACAGUAUCCUCAAUCUUGAUGGCUUUACUUGGGAUGAGGAGAAGCAAACCAUCGUUGCAGAAGAUGAAUAUUGGAAAGCAUAUAUCAAGGAUCAUCCAGAUGCAACUAUAUAUAAAGGCAAAACCUUGGAUAGUUACGGCAAUUUGUGCAAGAUACAUGAACAUCUCUCCCAAGAUAGUUUCAAUUGUGAGAAUCUCAUGAUAGAGUUGGAAAGCUAUGGCCAUGAAAUAGUCAGUGACUUUAUUUCACCACACAAGCAGCAGAAUAAGCGACCUAAUCCAAUAACUCCACCUUUGGAGCUAACUGUACAUAAGGCUCAGAAGACCGGACUAGAGACGAGGAAGCCUCUGUUUGACGCAGAAGGUGAUGAUGAUGGUUGCACAAAGCCAAUUCCUCGGAACGAAAUUUACUCAGGAAUAGGAAAUGCCAUUGAUGCGUUGCAAGCUUUGCCUGAUAUGGACGAUGAGUUUCUGCUGGAUGCUUGUGAUCUUUUGGAAGAUGAGAGGAAAGCAAAGACAUUCUUGGCUUUGGACGUCUCGUUACGUAGGAAAUGGCUGGUGAGAAAGCUUCGCCCUUCAUCUAAAUUUUAAGCCAAUGGGUCCUCUCUCUUUGCAGCCAAUCAGGCAACCAAGAUAUAAAAACCAAGCUUUGAGCACAAUACAAGAUUAGUUUCUGUAAGGUUUUGUAAAAUAACAAUCUUUGUUUUGGUUAAAGGGUAUUGUAAAAUUUUGUAAUGAUCUUAGGUACUAAAUCUAACGCACAAUUGGAUAAUA
Camelina sativa (false flax) is the source of this 2821-nucleotide messenger RNA. RefSeq lists its product as uncharacterized. The record is from RefSeq and is a predicted model, not a curated record. Lineage: Eukaryota; Viridiplantae; Streptophyta; Magnoliopsida; Brassicales; Brassicaceae.